AGCCAGGAGCCUGGACAGGAGGCAGGAUGGAAGCAGGGGCAAUGGCUGGAGCCUGGGUGCUGGUCCUCAGUCUGUGGGGAACAGCGGUAGGCUGUCAAAACCUCACAGCUCAGAUCGGGAAGCCACUGGUGCUGAACUGUAAGGGUGCUCCCAGGAAACCACCCCAGCAGCUGGAAUGGAAACUGAACACAGGCCGAACAGAAGCCUGGAAGGUCCUGUCUCCCCAGGGAGACCCCUGGGGCAGUGUGGCUCGCGUCCUCCCCAACGGCUCCCUCCUCCUGCCGGCCAUCGGGAUCCCAGACGAGGGGACUUUCCGGUGCCGGGCAAGGAGCCGGAAAGGAAAGGAGAUCGGAUCCACCUACCGAGUCCGAGUCUACCAGAUUCCUGGAAAGCCAGAAAUUGUUGAUCCUGCCUCUGAACUCAAGGCUGGUGUCCCCAAUAAGGUGGGGACAUGUGUGUCUGAGGGGGGCUACCCUGCAGGGACUCUUAGCUGGCACUUAGACGGGAAACCCCUGAUACCUGAUGGCAAAGGAGUGUCUGUGAAAGAAGAGACCAGGAGACAUCCUGAGACAGGGCUUUUCACACUCCAGUCAGAGCUGAUGGUGACCCCAGCCCAGGGAGGAGCACCACACCCCACCUUCUCCUGUAGCUUCAUCCCUGGCCUUCCCCGGCGCCGAGCCCUACGCACAGCCCCCAUCCAGCUCAGUGUCCGGGACCCUGUGCCUCUGGAGGAGGUCCAGUUGGUGGUGGAGCCAGAAGGUGGAGCAGUAGCCCUUGGUGGUACCGUGACCCUGACCUGUAAAGCCUCCACCCAGCCCCCUCCUCAAAUCCACUGGAUCAAGGAUGGAACACCCCUGCCCCUUCCCCCCAGCCCAGUGCUGCUCCUCCCUGAGGUGGGGCCUCAGGAUCAAGGAACCUACAGCUGUGUGGCCACCCACCCCAGCCAGGGACCCCAGGAAAGCCGUGCUGUCAGCAUCAGCAUCAUCGAAACAGGCGAGGAGGGGCCAACUGCAGGCUCUGUGGGAGGGCCUGGGCUGGGAACUCUAGCCCUGGCCCUGGGGAUCCUGGGAGGCCUGGGGGCAGCUGCCCUGCUCAUUGGGGUCAUUGUGUGGCAAAGGUGGCGACGCCAAGGAAAGGAGAGGAAGGUCCCAGAAAACCAAGAGGAGGAGGAAGAGCGUGCAGAGCUGAAUCAGUCGGAGGAGCCCGAGGCAGCCCAGAGCGGUGCAGGAGGGCCCUGAGGGGCCCCCAGCCACCCCGAUCCCUCAGCUCCCUUUUAUUUUCCCCACACAGUUUUGGCCCCAGACCAGUUCUCCUUUGUAUAACCUCUACUUAC
Molossus molossus (Pallas's mastiff bat) is the source of this 1333-nucleotide messenger RNA. RefSeq names its product advanced glycosylation end-product specific receptor (gene AGER). The record is from RefSeq and is a predicted model, not a curated record. The transcript has 11 exons. Gene Ontology annotation, molecular function: signaling receptor activity. Gene Ontology annotation, biological process: regulation of p38MAPK cascade; regulation of inflammatory response. Lineage: Eukaryota; Metazoa; Chordata; Mammalia; Chiroptera; Molossidae. The coding region runs from base 27 to 1238 and encodes 403 amino acids. Gene Ontology annotation, cellular component: plasma membrane.